This is a messenger RNA of Colossoma macropomum (tambaqui), 1783 nucleotides long. It is a transcript of the gene eif4e2, whose product is annotated as eukaryotic translation initiation factor 4E family member 2. Lineage: Eukaryota; Metazoa; Chordata; Actinopteri; Characiformes; Serrasalmidae. The record is from RefSeq and is a predicted model, not a curated record. Bases 116 to 826 code for a protein of 236 amino acids. Gene Ontology annotation, molecular function: RNA 7-methylguanosine cap binding; translation initiation factor activity. Gene Ontology annotation, biological process: translational initiation. Gene Ontology annotation, cellular component: eukaryotic translation initiation factor 4F complex; cytoplasm. The transcript has 8 exons.
UGUGCGCGCGCCUGCGGGACGCGAUGCUCGUGCCCGCCGCGAGGUUGCGCGCGUGCGCCGCUCUUCCUGCGAAUUCGACGGGACCGAGAGCGGAGAGAGUCCAACCCGGAGGAGAAUGAACAACAAAUUUGACGCUCUGAAAGAUGACGAUAGCGGAGAUCAUGACCAGGACAACGGCUCACCGAAAGACAGUGAGAAGGAAAAAACUGAGGAUGAGGAGAAGGACCAAAACACUACCAAGAGGAAGGCUGUGGUUCCUGGUGCUGGGGAACACCCUCUGCAGUAUAACUACACAUUCUGGUACUCUAGGCGAACCCCAGGCAGACCAGCCAGCACACAGAGCUAUGAACAGAACAUCAAACAGAUUGGCAGCUUUGCUUCGGUGGAGCAGUUCUGGCGUUUUUACAGUCACAUGAUCAGACCAGGCGAUCUGACUGGCCACAGUGACUUCCACCUGUUUAAAGAAGGAAUCAAACCCAUGUGGGAGGACGAUGCUAAUAAGAGUGGGGGGAAGUGGAUAAUACGGCUGCGUAAGGGUCUGGCCUCGCGCUGCUGGGAGAAUUUGAUUUUGGCUAUGUUAGGGGAGCAGUUUAUGGUGGGCGAGGAGAUUUGUGGAGCCGUCGUCUCUGUACGCUUCCAGGAGGACAUCAUAUCUAUCUGGAACAAAACAGCAAGUGACCAGGCCACUACUGCUCGCAUCAGAGACACAUUGCGCCGAGUUCUCAAUCUGCCCCCAAACACCAUCAUGGAGUACAAAACACACACUGACAGCAUCAAGGCCUGGGAGGAUUUCCAUGGUCUCGUGAAUGCUAGUGGUGGCCGCUAGCUCUUCAUAAUGUGCAAAAAAUGCAAAGGGGUUUAGUUUACUUUUGUGUGGAUGAAGAGGACAUUUCUAGGGGAUAAACUUAUUUAUCAAAUAUCACCAUUUUAAAAACAAAACAAAAAAUGGACACUUGUGGAGUCUGUUUUAAAUUACCCGAGGAGCUGAAAAUCUCUUAGAAUGAGGGUCACACAGCCAGUGGUUACGCAGCGGGUGUUCCAGAUGACUGCAAGCUCUUUCUCCAGCCAGCAGGGGGAGCCUGCAGAAAUGGGCUGCAAAGACUGCAGCUACCGUGGCUCGGACGAAGGCUGGUCGACGUGGUGUAUCGUUGUACAGAAGUCACAUUUACCUGAAUUAGCUUGUUAUUCAUAGAAUCUUCAGCAACACAUAACCCCCCUUAGAAAGAGAGUACUUUUAUUUUACAUUGUAACAAACAGGGUUACAUUUUACUAUAGUGCAGUAUUUUAACUACAGUGUUAAGAAAGAAAUGUCGUUGAAUUGAGAACUUGUACAAAACAAAAAAAUAUAUUUCUAAGGUCAUUUGAAGAGGAUGGGAUGUGCUCUUGAUCUUUUUCUGUUUUGAGCUGAGGAUGUUGAAGCCUAAGAGACGUUGCUGCCUAUCGCACUGUGCCUGGCCAGGAAAGGCCUCUGCUGGACUUUCUGUGACUCCACCAUGCAAGGAGAGUCUGGUGACAUCAAACUGUCGUCAGGAUCUGUGGCUGUGCUCCGCCGUUGUAUCCCCGACCCAAGGGUCAGCUGAACCAGCCUGUGUCUCCUUCACCACUGAGUAGAGCUAAAGAAUGGUGGGGCGGGGUGGGGGUUGGCUCUUGUUUGUCUACAUCUCUUACAUACUGCCUGGAAUUCAGUGAUGGUGCUGAAAGUACUGGUGUUUGAGGUAAUAUUUUGAUUACGAUUGACUGAUGAUAGCAAUAAAUGUUGAAUAUGCAGCUGCUGCUAACUGGA